AGCGCCGUCUUUUGCCUCAUGCUUGCAGAGAGCAUUGGUAUUCUGAGUGACGUUAUUCUAGUUUUUGCACAAAAUUCACCACUCCGCCAGCUGUUAGUGUUUGCAUGGGGUGUUCCUGUUAUCAUAGUUGGAAGUACACUGUCAAUUACAAAAACAGAUGGAUAUGGCGACGAUCAUUACUGCUGGUUGUCUCUAUCUCGUGGACUCAGAUGGGCAUUUGUUGGUCCAGCCUUGUUUGUAAUACUGUUCAACGGCAUUGUUUUGAUCAUAUUGUUUAAAAAAAUGUUUGCUCUAAAAGCCAUGGUAGACAAGCCAAUUAAAGACAAGAUCAAAACAACUCUUUGGUCUCUCUGCGUGCUCGUGCCUCUGAUGGGAGUCUCCUGGAUUCUCGGCAUCUUCUACGUCAACGAGUCGGCCUCAUUCAUGCAGUAUGUGUUCGCAGUCUGCAACGGUCUGCAGGUUGGUACGCAUAGCGCAUCAAAGCAUUACGUAUUAUAUAAACUUAGAACCUAUAUGAAAGAUCAACGAUCGCACAAUUAG
This is a messenger RNA of Dreissena polymorpha, 540 nucleotides long. Its product is annotated as adhesion G-protein coupled receptor D1-like. Gene Ontology annotation, molecular function: G protein-coupled receptor activity. The coding region runs from base 19 to 540 and encodes 173 amino acids. The record is from RefSeq and is a predicted model, not a curated record. Lineage: Eukaryota; Metazoa; Mollusca; Bivalvia; Myida; Dreissenidae. The transcript has 5 exons. Gene Ontology annotation, biological process: cell surface receptor signaling pathway; adenylate cyclase-activating G protein-coupled receptor signaling pathway. Gene Ontology annotation, cellular component: membrane.